Molecule: messenger RNA, 602 nt
Organism: Aptenodytes forsteri (emperor penguin)
Lineage: Eukaryota; Metazoa; Chordata; Aves; Sphenisciformes; Spheniscidae
Gene: ABRACL
Product: ABRA C-terminal like
Exons: 2
Coding region: 2-247 (81 amino acids)
Biological process (GO): regulation of actin filament-based process
Source: RefSeq, a predicted model, not a curated record
AAUGAAUGUGGAACAUGAAAUUAGCCUCUUAGUUGAGGAGAUUCGGCGGUUGGGAACCAAAAAUGCUGAUGGACAAGUGAGCGUGAAAUUUGGUGUGCUCUUUGCUGAUGAAAAGUGUGCCAACCUCUUUGAAGCCCUCGUGGGAACUCUUAAGGCUGCAAAACGACGGAAGAUUGUCACUUAUCAAGGAGAGCUACUUUUACAAGGUGUUCAUGACAACGUUGAUAUCAUGCUACUGCAGGACUGAUGCAGUGUUUCAGCUAUGCAUUAAUAGAAUUGUUUGAGCCAGUGACUUGCAACAUCCUCUGAAUAAGGCUGAUCAUUCUAAGGCGUUUUGAUGUAUUUUCUAUAUCUUUAUAGUCAAAAGGAAACUGUCCUAUUUUGGAAAACAUUCCCUUUUGUAAUUUUUCCUAAAAUGGUACUGUAUGUGAGUAAGGUAAAAGAUGCCAGAUCUUUUUUUAUUUUUGAAAAUCUCAGGUAAUGCUCUCAAAUGUCUGGUGGUUAUUUUCAACAUAUGGAGAAGGGGUCUGGUAAUUUAAUGUUUACAAAUCAAAAUGUGCCAUGAAAGUAUAAAAUAAAAGCACAUACUUAAAUUUAUGUAA